AUGCACACACACAACCACCACAUACUCACACGCCCACGAGCAUUCGAUGUGAUAUGUCAGGCACACAGGGAUCAGGAGGAUAUACACACACACGCACACGCACACGUACACGUACAUGCGUGUGUACGAGAUGGCGAUACGUUGGGGUGUGGGUGUGUGGGUGAGGGGUUGGGUUGUGGCACUGUGUGUAAGUACGGAGAGGAGGCAGGGGCCACGAGCCCCGGACCUUAUGCGGAAAUUCGGGCGGGCGCGUGGCGCAGGAUGGACUGUGAGGUGCAUGGCUCCGUGAGAGAGCGGGAGAAUAUGUACGCCAAAGUAGUACAGAAUACCCUCAGCAGACACAAGCGACGGAAGCGCGGGCCGAAUAAACGUAACAAGCCCAGUACGGGAACCGGUCCGGGUGCAAACGGCCCUAGUCCUAUCGAGGACAGGGACCCAGACCCAGACGAGAAGCUUGUGAGCGUGAGUGAUAUGGAGUGGGAGACAGAGCAGGGCUAUGCCGGGUGGUCGCCUGAGGUGCGUAAGGGGCAACACACCGACACAGACUAUGUGCGCCGGGGGGGUCUACUUACACUUAUGAUCAACGCGUUAGCAAACGAACCUGUAGACUCAACGUAUCGGUUCUGGAUGUCCUGUUGUGUGGAGACGUAUCUGCGCGGGUCGGACCCGGUUAACCAGUUGUUUGUGUUGAGAACGGGCAUCCUGGAGCAUCUGCUGGUACAAACGCUGCGCCACGAGGUUGGCCGGUUUACACAGGGGACUUUUGAUUUGAUGAGUGAGCUCAUUAAGUUCAACCCGAUUUGCUUUUUGGAAUUGGAGCGCCUGUUGACAGCCAAUGCGAUCCGAUUUCGGGCCAUUUUGGACCUUGCAUCGGAGAAUCUAGUGGAUUCCAACGUGUUUCUGCGUGCUAUAAUGAUCACCGUAGAUGCCUGUGCGGCUCAGGGGAAGGCGCCUGUAUGUGUGUGCACUCGCAAUGUAGGUAAGUGUGCGGAGGAGAAGGCUCGACAACGUGCCAGUGAGUCGUAUGACGACGCACAGACCCUCCGUUCGCGUGUAGGUGGGCGUAAGCAAGUGGGGGAUUGUGUAGGUAGGCGUAAGUCGAUCGGACUACCUACGCAAUACACGAGCAAGGAGGGUAGUGGACAUGAGGCCCAUCCGCCAUAUAGGCACCAAGACAGUCAACAUGCACAAGACAUGCACAAACAAGGAGCAGAAACACACACAGAGAAUGUGGGAGAGUUUAAGGAGGAUAUCCAACGCGUACCACAGGUACACGAACACAACCACAAACACAACUCAGGUGCCAAUGAUCAGGCGGAGUGUGUGGGUGGGUUUGAGGGUGGCCAGAGCUGUCGUCUGGGAGAAUGGGCCCAGGAAGCAGCAGAUACACAGCUAGCACACUACUUCUCACGACCCACACAACGCUUGAAGAUCCUGCAGAUGAUGGUCACCGCAGUGAGCUCAGCCUCUAUAACCAACGAUAACAUUUGCUGUGUAAACACCUCCAUGAUCAUCUUCAUACUCGAAGUGCGUCGUGGGCGUCUGAUGCGACUUAUACAAGGCUUGGUGAAGCACGACCGCAACAACUACAACGCCAAGGGAUCGUUUAUUCAACGGUUGAUAGAGUUGGUCACUUUCUGGCACGCGUACUACAAGGACCGAGAGAAGGAGAAGAAGUCUCUGGAGAUGAGCUCACGCGUGCAAGUGGGUGAGUGGCUGUAUGUGGCUCAGCUGCUGAUAGGAGACGAGGGCACGGGUGGACUGCUGCAUGACGCAGCAGGGAUACCCAUCGACCAAGCAUGAACUAGACACUGUACUGGGUGUAUUAGUGCACUGGGUGUAUUGGUAGGGAUGGGAUAGUGUUGAAGCAGCAGGGAUACCCAUCGACCAAGCAUGAACUAGACACUACACUGGGUGUAUUAGUAUGGAAGGGAUAGUGUGCACUCAACGGGUGCACACGUGGUCAAGUGGCUAUGUAGAUGCGAUAAACGUACGUACGGGUACAAGCUUAGAUACACAUGUGCAAAAAUGUGUACGUAGACGUUAAUUAUGAAGUAAUUAGUGGGGGAGGGUACAGUUGAACUACGCCAAGAACCCGCCGGUAAAUCAGUCAAUAAAGCUUGAACUGAAAGC
Sphaeroforma arctica JP610 is the source of this 2133-nucleotide messenger RNA. RefSeq lists its product as hypothetical. The coding region runs from base 1 to 1803 and encodes 600 amino acids. Lineage: Eukaryota; Ichthyosporea; Ichthyophonida. The transcript has 6 exons. Gene Ontology annotation, molecular function: phosphatase binding. The record is from RefSeq and is a predicted model, not a curated record. Gene Ontology annotation, cellular component: Cul4A-RING E3 ubiquitin ligase complex. Gene Ontology annotation, biological process: ubiquitin-dependent protein catabolic process.